AGUCAGAGAAUUCUGGAAACAUGUCAAACUGUAUAAAAGGAAUGGGCUUCCUCCGUUGAAUUCAGUUUAGCGAAGCCGAAAUCGAAGAAAAGCCUGCCUGAAGGUUGAAGAAGCGAAACGGUGAAGCUCAUUUUUGGCACAUAUACCAAAAAUUAAGAUGUCUUCUGCAAAAGGAGUUUCAAUUGGGAUUGAUCUGGGAACCACCUACUCCUGUGUGGGAGUGUUUCAGCAUGGAAAGGUGGAAAUCAUUGCCAAUGACCAGGGCAACAGAACCACUCCCAGCUAUGUUGCCUUCACAGACACCGAGAGGCUCAUCGGAGAUGCUGCCAAGAACCAGGUGGCCAUGAACCCCAGCAACACAGUCUUUGAUGCCAAGCGGCUGAUUGGCAGAAAGUUUGAAGAGCCCGUGGUGCAGGCUGAUAUGAAGCAUUGGCCCUUCCGUGUGGUCAGUGAUGGGGGGAAGCCCAAAGUUCAAGUUGAAUACAAAGGAGAGAUGAAAGCAUUCUACCCUGAGGAAAUCUCUUCGAUGGUGCUGGUGAAAAUGAGAGAGAUCGCUGAAGCAUACCUGGGGAAGAGUGUGGCAAAUGCAGUCAUCACUGUGCCAGCAUAUUUCAACGACUCUCAACGCCAGGCCACCAAGGACGCGGGUGUGAUUGCAGGGCUGAACGUGCUGAGAAUCAUCAAUGAGCCCACAGCAGCUGCCAUCGCCUACGGCCUUGAUAAACGCAAGAAGGGGGAACACAACAUCCUCAUCUUUGACCUGGGAGGCGGCACUUUCGAUGUGUCUAUCCUCACUAUUGAGGAUGGGAUCUUUGAGGUGAAGUCCACAGCCGGUGACACCCACCUGGGUGGGGAAGACUUUGACAACCGCAUGGUCAACCACUUUGUGGAGGAAUUCAAGAGAAAGCACAAGAAAGACAUCAGCCAAAACAAGAGGGCAUUGAGGAGGCUGAGAACAGCCUGUGAGAGAGCCAAGAGAACCCUGUCAUCAAGCUCUCAGGCCAGCAUUGAGAUUGAUUCUCUCUAUGAAGGAAUUGACUUCUACACUUCCAUCACCAGGGCACGCUUUGAAGAGAUGAACUCUGACCUCUUCAGGGGCACACUAGAACCUGUUGAGAAAGCCCUUAGAGAUGCCAAAUUGGACAAGGGUCAAAUCCAGGAUAUUAUUCUGGUCGGAGGCUCCACCAGAAUUCCUAAGAUCCAGAAGCUCCUGCAGGAUUUCUUCAAUGACAAGGAGCUGAACAAGAGCAUCAACCCAGAUGAAGCAGUGGCCUAUGGGGCAGCCGUUCAAGCUGCCAUCCUCAUGGGAGACACUUCUGACAAUGUCCAGGACCUGCUGCUGCUGGAUGUGGCUCCGCUGUCUCUGGGCAUCGAGACGGCAGGAGGAGUCAUGUCUGCACUCAUCAAGCGCAACACAACCAUCCCCACCAAGCAGACCCAGACCUUCACCACGUAUGCUGACAACCAGCCUGGAGUGUUGAUCCAGGUGUAUGAAGGAGAACGGGCCAUGACCAAAGACAACAACCUGCUGGGAAAGUUUGAGCUCUGCGGUAUCCCUCCAGCCCCACGCGGGGUCCCGCAGAUCGAGGUCACCUUCGACAUUGACGCAAACGGCAUUCUGAAUGUGACAGCGGCCGACAAAAGCACAGGCAAAGUGAACAAGAUCACCAUCACAAACGACAAGGGUCGGCUGAGCAAAGAGGAAAUCGAGAGGAUGGUGCAGGAGGCUGAUGAGUACAAGGCCGAGGACGACCUCCAGCGAGAGAAGAUUGCCGCCAAAAACUCUCUGGAGUCCUACGCCUUCAACAUGAAGGCUACUGUGCAGGAUGACAAACUUAACGGCAAGAUUAGCGAGGAUGACAAGAAGAAGGUCCUUGAGAAGUGCAGCCAGACCAUUAGCUGGCUGGAGCAGAACCAGCUGGCCGAAAAGGAGGAAUAUGAACAUCAGCAAAAAGAGCUGGAGAAAGUGUGUAAGCCCAUUGUCACCAAGCUGUACCAGGGGGACGGGGGCACAGGGAGCGCUGGAGAGCAGAGGCAGUCUCGUACAAAGCCUGACAAUCAAGGACCUACCAUUGAGGAGGUGGAUUAAAGGUGCUGAACUGCUGAACACUGCUGUCUGCAGCACCUGCCCUGAAGAAAAUGUUUAACAUUUUUUGAUUAUUUUCAAAUUAUGUUUGUUGAAGUGCCUUUACUGUUAUUCACUUUCCAUGCUGGUCCAAAUUUUUACUUUAAAAACUUCAUCUUGCCACUUGUUUUAUCAUGCAAAGACAUGCUUCUUUCAUAAAAAAAAAAAACUUAAAAUAGCAUUUAGUAAUGUACAAUUUUUAAACAUUAAUGCAUGGAAGUGGAAAAUAGUAUGUGUUUGGUUUCAUUUUCAGUACUUGUUUGUAUUUACCUGUUCAUGAACUGGGCUUUGGACACUGGCAAUAAAUUAAUUUUAAAAUAAAA
Molecule: messenger RNA, 2448 nt
Organism: Conger conger (European conger)
Lineage: Eukaryota; Metazoa; Chordata; Actinopteri; Anguilliformes; Congridae
Product: heat shock 70 kDa protein 1-like
Exons: 2
Coding region: 158-2089 (643 amino acids)
Biological process (GO): cellular response to unfolded protein; protein refolding
Cellular component (GO): vesicle; cytoplasm; blood microparticle
Molecular function (GO): ATP binding; ATP hydrolysis activity; heat shock protein binding
Source: RefSeq, a predicted model, not a curated record